AUUCAAUUUGGGACAGCUCACUGAUGCCAGACUAUUAGUAUCGAGGCCAUCAUCGAAACGAGGCCCCGUUCUGAUGGUGGUCGACCCGUCCAGUCUGACCCGCAACGCAGGGCGUCGGUUGUGAUUAACCUGAGGUUCAGACGAUGGCGUUUGCUUGCUGAGGUGCAAACCAUCGGUCAAACCUUUUGUGUCUGUUCCAUUCCGUCUACUCGAUUCGCAAGAUCACAAGCGGUAGCUAUGUACCUAUCCAUCCGUGGGUCCUCCAACAAGGCAUCUUUGGUCAUGUACCCUUCCCGUGCCUGCACCAGAGUAAAAACCUAUAGGCUGUCACCUAUUGGCUGAUAUGGCUGCCACUCCUGGGUAUAACAUCUUCUCUUGGGUCUACCAAAAAGAUUUAAGGUACCUUUUGCCUCUUUACUACAUCGCGGCUCCCACCGGCUACGUUAAUGCUAAGCAAGUCGACCUAUCUGAGCACACAGGAAGAAAAGCCGCUUGCCACGAAAUAAAAUACUCAUUCAAACCUCGUCAACCUUUUCCUCCCACCUCCUGCAACACUAUCCUCUACUGAGCAGCACGAACACGACGAUGAAGCUCACCAACACUAUUGCGCUUGCUCUAAGCACAGCAUCGACAGUAUGCGGAGCACCACAACGAUUCCACAGGCCAGGCCCAGCUUCUAUGGAUACCGUCACAACCGUGCCAACCAUUCAAAAUCGUGUCAACGUAUACGGAAAAUGCGAUCCUGAGAACGCAGACGCAGAUUGCUACGAUGGACACCAUACCCGCCCACAUUUCCCUGUCUCUAGCCACGGCAGCUACUACCUACCAGGUGCCAACGCUGCCCUCCCGAGCAAUACUACCUUGCUGCCUCAUCGAACCUCGCCAAUUCCAGAGUAUCAUCCCGGUUCUACGGCUGUCGCAACAUCAAUCUCGUCCCCGACAAACCACGUCGACUUCCCGUGCUGUGAGGCUUUCGCCGAUAUGGCCUUCCCGCCUCGCAUCACAUGCGUCAAGUGCGGUCCGGAGAUGGGCAACUAG
Molecule: messenger RNA, 1038 nt
Organism: Sphaerulina musiva SO2202
Lineage: Eukaryota; Fungi; Ascomycota; Dothideomycetes; Mycosphaerellales; Mycosphaerellaceae
Exons: 1
Coding region: 586-1038 (150 amino acids)
Source: RefSeq, a predicted model, not a curated record